This is a messenger RNA of Aspergillus chevalieri, 1395 nucleotides long. RefSeq lists its product as uncharacterized. The record is from RefSeq and is a predicted model, not a curated record. Bases 1 to 1395 code for a protein of 464 amino acids. The transcript has a single exon. Gene Ontology annotation, molecular function: carbohydrate:proton symporter activity. Gene Ontology annotation, cellular component: membrane. NCBI's taxonomy places the organism in Eukaryota, Fungi, Ascomycota, Eurotiomycetes, Eurotiales, Aspergillaceae. Gene Ontology annotation, biological process: transmembrane transport; carbohydrate transport.
AUGGAGAAGCGUGGGGAAGUCUUUCACCUGGAAUCUACCCAGGACCAUUCCGUUUCCCAGGCCCUAAAGAAUAGCGCACACGAUGCCAUCGCGAGCGAGAGUCAAAUGGGCGUUUUGCAGGCCAUCCGACUUUAUCCUAUGGCCGUGGUUUGGUCUGUGGGACUGUCUACCGCAGUGGUCAUGGAAGGCUAUGCGGUCAUGUUGCUCUCCAGCUUCUACGCUCUCCCUCAGUUCAACCGCAAAUACGGCCAACGCCAGCCAGAUGGAUCCUAUGUGAUUCCUGCACCAUGGAAGUCCGGUCUCUCCAACGGGGCUCUCUGUGGCGAGAUAAUCGGAUUGUUUUUAACGGGUAUUUUCCAGGACCGAUUCGGAUAUCGUACCACCAUCUUUGCUGCUCUCUGCCUCGUGACUUCUUUUAUCUUCAUUUUGUUCUUCGCGCGUAAUGUCGAGAUGCUUCUCGCUGGGGAGGUUCUUUGCGGCAUCCCCUGGGGGACGUUCCAAACUAUCACUACCUCUUACGCGUCCGAAAUCUGCCCUAUCGCACUUCGAGCAUAUUUAACCACGUAUAUCAACCUUUGCUAUGUCAUUGGGCAGUUCUUGGUUUCCGGUGUAUUGAAAGGAGUGCUAGGUCGGCAGGACCAGUGGGCCUACCGAAUUCCUUUCGCCGUGCAAUGGGUUUGGCCAAUCCCGCUGAUGGUCAUGUGCGCCCUGGCGCCAAAAUCUCCUUGGUGGUGUGUACGUCAUGGUCGGUUCGGGCAAGCAAGACGUGAUCUUGUGCGCCUCAUGAGCCAUGGGAACCAUUUAGUCGACGAGACCCUGGCUAUGAUGCAACACACUGAUGGGCUCGAGAAGGAAGCUUCGGCAGGGACAUCUUACUGGGAGUGUUUCAAAAAGGCAAACCUACGACGUACGGAGAUUGUGUGUUUGGCGUGGCUUAUUCAGGUGAUCUGCGGAUCGCAGUUAAUGGGUUACUCGACCAUGUUUUAUAUCGCGGCCGGAAUGGAAGAGAGUGCCUCGUUCAACAUGUCGCUUAUCCAGUAUGCGCUUGGAGCCGCCGGAACAGUACUGUCGUGGUUCCUUAUGGCACGCGUGGGACGCCGAACACUCUACCUCUACGGUUCGUCGAUGCUUUUCUGUCUCCUCAUGGUUAUCGGGUUUGUGUCUCUGGCUCCACCGGGAAGCAACAAGAAUUGGGCCAUCGGAGCAUUGCUAUCAGUUUUCACAUUUGCAUAUGAUUCUACUGUUGGCCCGGUAUGCUACUCUCUUGUCGCUGAGCUCUCAUCGACGCGACUGCGUGCCAAGUCGGUGGUGCUGGCUCGAAACAUAUACAACGUCGGGGGCAUCGUUGUUAAUAUUCUGAUAAAUUCUCAACUCACAUCUACGGCUUGGAACUGA